AUGAUCUCCUCGGCGACAACGCGAGCCCGGGCUUCGCCCGUCAUCGCUUCGGCUGCCUCGCAGAGUUGUCAGCGCCGCACCAAGGCCUUCGUUCGCCGUCUCGAUGAAAAGAACGAAGUAUUCUACACGCUCGAGAGGAAGGGUCCCGGCCGAGACGACAUCCCCCAGCGGCAGUACGACUUCUUUGCCAUGCCGGACCUGCUGCUCGACCUGGACGCCGAGGGGAGCGAGGGCAUCCGGUCGUUUGACGAGACGGACGAACGUCGUCACAAGCUUGCCUGGUCGACCGCUCCGAAGCGUGAUGCCGUCAGGUCAACCCUGAAGCGGAUGGAAAAGCAGGUGUACGAGUCGCGCCGGAGAGCGCGGGAGAUACGGUCGCAACCGACCAACAUCUUUCGAAUCACGCCCCACGACGUACUAUCAGCCGCACUGCGAGGCUCACGGUCUUCUGGUCCUUCGGGGACGAUGCCGAUGCUCGAACAAAUUCGCAUCGGGAAUGGCAUACCGCCGCACGCUGCCGAGGACGACGAGCAGCUGCUGCGAUGGAUGAUGCUGAGCCGGAGCAAUCUCGAGGAGUCGAAACGUGGUCGAGACGAAGCCGCGCCGGUGCCCUCGCAGUUGGCCGAAGCUCUGAGGAGACAGACGUCGAUCGAAGGCAUUCGGCGCCUCGUCAGCCAGUGUCUUGCGGCCGGGACGAGCGUCGAGAGCUUCGCCGUCCAGCCUGCGUCCAGCCCGAACCUUCCGAUCGAGAUACGGCGCGCGUGCGAGCGAGUCUUCAAACGGGACCCCACAGCCGACGGACCGAGGGUGGCGGCGCUGACAUUCAUCGGGAACUUGUCGGAUCGGGUCUCGGGUCUCAACGGAACCGUCGGCGCCUCGCUCUACGGCCUCUGCUUGCGUCUCUCGGCCGAGGCGGGCAUGCUCGACGGCACGUCCGAGUGGCUGUAUCGCGGCUUUGACAACAAGAUAUGGAACGCCGGCACUGAGACGUUGCAAGAUGUCCUCUUCGUGCUGCAUCUGUUUCGCUCUCGCCUCGGCAGCACGGAGAAGGCGGGCUUCGGUCGCGUCCGUGACCGGCAACUCCUCUUCCAGCUGCUUACCGGCAUCGACGAGAACGACAGCAUCUCUCUCGACUCGUUCCGAUCUUUUGCCCUUCUCUCCCCGAAUCAGGAUGGCGCCGGCCCGGUGCCGCUGGCGGGCGAGAUAUACAGAUGCUACAUUGGCCUGCUGGGUCAGCUCGGAGCCGCGAGGACGAUUUGGAAGGAGUGGCGGCUCGCCACCUCGCGCCCCGAUGAUGGCGCCCUCGAGGAUGGCGCACUCGAGAUGACGUUUCGGGAAGCGCUUGGCCAGGUUGGCCGCACCAUGGCCACGGCCGAUGACGAGACCCGACCGGAUCUCAGCCUGGACGAGUGCGCAAGGCGGGAUUAUCACGCCAUCGAGAUGCAGCAUGUCGACAGCUGGCGUCACGCCGCCUCUGGCGCUUCCGAAGGCAGACUCGAGAUGAGACAUGUCCAGGAGCUCAUGUCCUUGCCGCUUGAAGACUGGAUCUCGAAAGCGAAGCAGCUUCCGUCAUGA
Molecule: messenger RNA, 1575 nt
Organism: Drechmeria coniospora
Lineage: Eukaryota; Fungi; Ascomycota; Sordariomycetes; Hypocreales; Ophiocordycipitaceae
Exons: 1
Coding region: 1-1575 (524 amino acids)
Source: RefSeq, a predicted model, not a curated record